GCAAGUAGUCGACCGUCCCAAAGACAGACAGGGUGGUGCAAGUGUUUUGUGAAAAACGGGUAAAAUACCAAGAAUUAUGCUGUUCUCAAUCAAGCAGGCACUUUGGGUGGUUUUGGCGCUUCUCUAUGCGGCUCAAGUUAUCAACUCAGCUCCUUGCGGAGAGACGUUAGUUACACCAAGAAAAGUUGUGGAAGGAGUUUCCAGAUCCGGGUGGUUAUUGGUGCAAGAAAAUUCAGGGGAGGAUUUUAGGAAAAGCUUAAGUAUUCUGCCUCGCCAGAGGAGAAGCACUGGUCACAGAAAAUCCCAUCACUGUAAUUGGACUGACGAGCUUGACGAGAAUGUAAAUAGAAAGCCCAGGUUUUUAUACAAAGCAGUAUGUAAAGGUUGCAUUUCGUCUUGCAAGCCAGUGGAGUUCGAUCAUCGUGUACUUGUAAAAGAUUGUAACGCCGGUCUAAGAACUCGCAGAGAAAGAAUGGACGUCUGGAAGUGGGAGAAAGUUACUCUGCCGGUGGCGUUUGUGUACAAUCCUUAAAUAACUUCUCUUGAGUAAAAAUCAUGUCCCGUGCCCGGCUGCAUGCUCUAAGAUAUGGCACCGGCGGAAAGUCACGUGAACGUCAUCGUGACGUUGGGUAUAUCAAGGCAAAAGAUUUGGACGAAUUUGCAAAGUACCUAAAACAGAAAGAGAAGAAAACGAAAUUAAAACCACUGAAAUAAGAGGAAAGAGAAGGCGAAGGACAAAUAAUAAAUAAAAUGCAAGGAGGAACAAGAAGAAGAAACGUGUCAACUUCGGAAGUAGUUCGUAAGGAAAGCUUUUGUUAAGCCACGUUUUUUAAUUCAAUAUGAUUUGAAUGUUGUAGAUAUUUUCUUCUAUCAUAAAUUGGCCAAAUCAAGAAUUUUUAAUGAGUAGUAUCAGACUGAAUGAAGUCACCUAAUUCUUAAUUUGAAUAUUCUUGGUGGUUGCAGAAAAUGUUUUUAUCAUAUUUUGAUUAUUUAUAAUCCCUCGUAUAACGUGAAAAUAGCUAGUAGAGCCGUCAUUAGGAUUGUUGAAUGAUGUGGAAUAGAAUUAUACAGAUUCUGUGCGAAGCAUGGAAAAAAAAAGGUUGACUCAGCGAGUUAUAAAUAUGUUUUCUCCAAGUUGAGAACACUCAGCAUAAAAAUAUUUAUUUUUAGUUUUAAUCUCUCUACUAUCAACUCAAUUAGAAAUAUCAUCAUCAGUAACUUCAUUUUUAUGACUGUUAUAAUAAACCAAGCGUAGGCGUAAUUCCAACUCGUUUACUGUAUAUCUAAUGUGUAAUCGCUUCUUUAUAUAUAGGUAAUAUAGGAAUCACUAAUUUAAUCAAUCAACUGUCACUGUACAAACAAAACGAAAUAUCUGGUUUCACAGGUAAAGAAAUUGUUCUCGCAUGGGACCAUGGGGGCGUCUCCAUGUUUCCGACAACUGUAUCUGUCACUUUUUCAAGAACACGAUUUCUAAAUAAUCAUUUCAUUUAUGUUCUAUUGUAAUAGAACAAAAGCCGCAAAG
Molecule: messenger RNA, 1522 nt
Organism: Stylophora pistillata
Lineage: Eukaryota; Metazoa; Cnidaria; Anthozoa; Scleractinia; Pocilloporidae
Source: RefSeq, a predicted model, not a curated record